Molecule: messenger RNA, 1605 nt
Organism: Gamsiella multidivaricata
Lineage: Eukaryota; Fungi; Mortierellomycota; Mortierellomycetes; Mortierellales; Mortierellaceae
Exons: 12
Coding region: 1-1605 (534 amino acids)
Source: RefSeq, a predicted model, not a curated record
AUGGAUCAUUUCUAUCGGUUCGGCUUCAAAAUUGAAGGUCUUCCUGAUGUGGAAGAGUCAGCCCAUCGGUUAUCAGAACCUGAAGAGGAUACAAAACAGAUAGUCCGAGAAGUUAGCUCACUUUGGCGUAAGAAUGCCUCCAGCGCUGCUGAACAGGCGCUCCGAAGAGAGGUACCACUGGUCAUCUUAACUUCGUUCGUUCGUUUGGUCACCUCUCUUUGUUGCUGGUCAUCUCCCAUCAUCGUCACUGAGCAUUCUGUCAAGGUCUGGACAGGCAGAUAUGCUUUCCGUGUGGGGCAAUUCUGGAGACGCGACCUGAUUUGGGCUCGCGUAACAGACGCGAGCAAGAGACGAGAGAAACUCCAGAAAGCAUUCAAGGAAUUCUGUGAUCAUCGUGCAGAAAGGUUCUGGGCUGAACAUAACCUGCAAGUCAGCUCUGAAAUUACGGCCAAGCAAGCUGAAGUAAUAUCGCAGAGAGUUGGGAUAAAGCAAUCUGAGAUCGCGUACGAUCGGUAUUUUUCAAGUGCCAACGCAAAGAAACCGUCAUCAGGACCAGUGCAGGCCUUACCCAUGUAUUCCGCCGAUGGCACUACCUCUGUGGUGUCCAGCACUUCAGUUCCGGCUGAAAAUUCGGUUUCCUCGAAAAGAUCAGCUGCAGAAGUCGUCCCUGAGGUUGAUGAGAGUAUGGGGGCCCCAAGUCAUGAACCACCUCAUAAAAAAGUCGCGUUCUUGGAAGUCGAGUUUCCUUUGGAAAGUGAAAGCGAUUACGUCGAUUCCAAUCCGUCUUCGGCCAGAUCAUCCCUGAACUCCAUUGACUUCCGCUUUAUCGAUCAUUUGGUCGGACCAGGCACGUCGUCUUCGCGACUGACCACAAAGGCUCGCCUCAUAAUCGACCAAGUUGAUGUUUCUGAGUUAUUGCUGAACGCACGAAGAUCAGUGGUCAAAAAGCAAUACGAGAUAACGGAUGUUUCGGAUUUGUUAGAACUGAAGUUGCUUUUCGACUGCUCUGUAUUUGCGGCGUCACAUACAUUCCAAGUCGGUGAUUUGGAUGUGUUAGAUCACUGGAGUCAAGACCCACUGCCGACCCCCGCGGGUUUCGAGGAAGCGUAUUACCCCGACUAUUUCGCAGAAUAUGACGGAUUCCCACUUCUGAUUGUUGACAUCAAAAAGUCGGGAGCAAAUGAUGACGAUUUGGAAGAGGACCAGCGGAUACUCCCCUGCAUGCAAAAGCUGAUGAUAGAUCGCAUGCUCGAUGCCGGGGUUAUGGCCCCAAUAGUAGUUGGGUUCUUGAUAAGAUGCUCCCGCUGCGAGAUUUCCCUGAUGUCGUUGGAUCAUGAAGCCCUAUACGUCGUCAAAUCAAUAGGAGCCUUUGAGCUUCCGCGAAACAAUCUCCAACUCGCUCUUCUUUGCCCUGGACUAGGCCCUUUGCAGUUAGCGCAUGAGGUGGUCUUGAGGACCCUCACCGCAAUCAAGGCUCGCGAUAGUAACUGCAGCAUGAGAGCAAAAUGGCGCCGCCCCUCCUAUUACGUCGAGGGCAACCGAAUACCAACUCCUAAAGCCGUGAUUGAUGAAGACGUAGACCCAACGGCAACGAAGGCGCAAUAA